Molecule: messenger RNA, 8667 nt
Organism: Mesocricetus auratus (golden hamster)
Lineage: Eukaryota; Metazoa; Chordata; Mammalia; Rodentia; Cricetidae
Gene: Kif1a
Product: kinesin family member 1A
Exons: 50
Coding region: 209-5587 (1792 amino acids)
Biological process (GO): microtubule-based movement
Molecular function (GO): ATP binding; microtubule binding; microtubule motor activity
Source: RefSeq, a predicted model, not a curated record
GGGAGGGCCGGGCCGGGGGCACGGAGCUCGUCACGCGGCGCCACCGUCACAGCACCAGGAGCAGUCAGCAAGCAGCAUCGGUUCCAGUCUGGGGGGACCCUCUCUGGUGCCAGUGCCCAUGCGGGGCCGCCGCCAGUGACGCCUGAGAGGUGACUCUGCCCUCUCUGGGGCAACUGCAGCUGCUGAGUUACCAGCAAACUCCACAGACAUGGCCGGGGCCUCUGUGAAGGUGGCGGUCCGUGUCCGCCCCUUCAAUUCCCGGGAAAUGAGCCGCGACUCCAAGUGCAUCAUCCAGAUGUCCGGAAGCACCACCACUAUUGUCAACCCCAAACAGCCCAAGGAGACACCCAAGAGCUUCAGCUUCGAUUACUCCUACUGGUCACAUACCUCGCCCGAGGACAUCAACUAUGCCUCUCAGAAGCAGGUGUACAGGGACAUCGGGGAAGAGAUGCUACAGCAUGCCUUCGAGGGCUACAAUGUGUGCAUCUUUGCCUAUGGGCAGACAGGGGCUGGCAAGUCCUAUACCAUGAUGGGCAAACAAGAGAAGGACCAACAAGGCAUCAUCCCACAGCUCUGUGAAGACCUCUUCUCUCGGAUCAAUGACACGACCAAUGACAACAUGUCCUACUCAGUGGAGGUCAGCUACAUGGAGAUUUACUGUGAGCGGGUCCGUGACCUCCUGAACCCCAAGAACAAAGGCAACCUGCGUGUGAGGGAGCAUCCUCUGCUGGGUCCCUAUGUGGAAGACCUCUCCAAACUGGCUGUGACCUCCUACAAUGACAUCCAGGACCUCAUGGACUCAGGGAACAAGGCUAGGACCGUGGCGGCCACAAACAUGAAUGAGACUAGCAGCCGUUCUCAUGCCGUCUUCAACAUCAUCUUCACCCAGAAGCGCCACGAUGCAGAGACCAACAUUACCACAGAGAAAGUGAGCAAAAUCAGCCUUGUGGACCUGGCUGGCAGUGAACGCGCUGACUCCACUGGAGCCAAGGGCACACGACUCAAGGAGGGAGCCAACAUCAACAAGUCUUUGACCACCCUGGGGAAGGUCAUCUCUGCCCUGGCUGAAAUGGACUCUGGACCCAACAAGAACAAGAAGAAAAAGAAGACAGAUUUCAUCCCCUACCGAGACUCCGUAUUGACCUGGCUUCUCCGGGAAAACCUGGGCGGCAACUCAAGGACAGCCAUGGUGGCGGCCCUGAGCCCAGCAGACAUCAACUAUGAUGAGACCCUCAGCACACUGAGAUAUGCAGACCGGGCCAAACAGAUCCGCUGUAACGCCAUUAUCAACGAGGAUCCUAACAACAAGCUGAUUCGAGAACUGAAGGAUGAAGUGACCAGGCUGCGAGACCUGCUGUACGCCCAAGGUCUGGGCGAUAUCACUGACACCAACACUGUGCCCGGAGGACCCAAAUUGACCAAUGCCCUGGUGGGCAUGAGUCCCUCAUCUUCGCUCUCAGCCCUGUCCAGCCGUGCGGCCUCUGUGUCCAGUCUCCACGAGCGCAUCUUGUUUGCCCCAGGCAGCGAGGAGGCUAUCGAAAGGCUGAAGGAGACAGAGAAGAUCAUUGCUGAGCUCAACGAGACUUGGGAGGAGAAGCUGCGGCGGACGGAAGCCAUCCGGAUGGAGAGGGAAGCCUUGCUGGCUGAGAUGGGUGUGGCCAUGAGAGAAGAUGGUGGCACCUUGGGUGUGUUUUCUCCCAAAAAGACACCUCAUCUUGUCAACCUGAAUGAGGAUCCAUUGAUGUCUGAGUGUCUCCUCUACUACAUCAAAGACGGAGUCACCAGAGUGGGCAGAGAAGAUGCAGAGAGGAGGCAAGACAUUGUCCUGAGUGGGCAUUUCAUCAAGGAGGAGCACUGCAUCUUCCGGAGUGACUCCCGGGGAGGGGGAGAAGCCGUGGUGACCCUGGAGCCCUGUGAAGGAGCUGACACAUACGUCAAUGGCAAGAAAGUCACUGAGCCCAGCAUCUUGCGGUCAGGAAACCGCAUCAUCAUGGGGAAAAGCCACGUGUUCCGCUUCAACCACCCUGAGCAGGCCCGCCAAGAGCGUGAGCGGACUCCCUGUGCAGAGACACCUGCUGAGCCAGUGGACUGGGCCUUCGCCCAGCGUGAGCUGCUGGAGAAGCAGGGCAUCGACAUGAAGCAGGAGAUGGAGCAGAGGCUCCAGGAGCUGGAGGACCAGUACCGGCGGGAACGGGAAGAGGCCACGUACCUGCUGGAGCAGCAGAGGCUGGACUAUGAGAGUAAGCUGGAGGCCCUACAGAGACAGAUGGACUCCAGGUACUACCCAGAGGUGAACGAGGAGGAGGAAGAGCCAGAGGAUGAGGUCCAGUGGACGGAGCGGGAGUGUGAACUUGCACUGUGGGCCUUCCGGAAAUGGAAGUGGUACCAGUUCACUUCUCUACGGGACCUGCUAUGGGGCAAUGCCAUCUUCCUGAAGGAGGCCAACGCCAUCAGUGUGGAGCUGAAGAAGAAGGUCCAGUUCCAGUUCGUCCUCCUCACAGACACCCUCUACUCCCCGCUACCGCCAGACCUACUGCCUCCAGAGGCCGCCAAAGACCGAGAGACACGGCCCUUCCCUCGAACCAUUGUGGCAGUGGAGGUGCAGGACCAGAAGAACGGGGCCACCCACUACUGGACACUAGAGAAGCUCAGGCAGCGCCUGGACCUGAUGCGGGAGAUGUAUGACAGGGCCGCAGAGGUGCCUUCCAGCGUCGUUGAAGACUGUGACAACGUGGUGACAGGCGGGGAUCCCUUCUAUGACCGUUUCCCCUGGUUCCGGCUGGUGGGCAGUUCAGUCAUCUCUGGCUGCAACAGCUACCCUCUUCUCAACACAUGCAUGAGCGAGCGCAUGGCUGCUCUCACCCCCUCCCCCACCUUCUCAAGCCCCGACUCCGACACCACCGAGCCUGCCGAGGAGCAGAGCGUGGGGGAGGAGGAGGAGGAGGAGGAGGAGGACCUGGAGGACGACGUCUUUCCGGAGCACACGCUGUGCGACGGCCGGGACCCGUUUUACGACCGGCCCCCCCUGUUCAGUUUAGUAGGAAGGGCCUUCGUGUACCUGAGCAACCUGCUGUACCCUGUGCCCCUGGUGCACCGCGUGGCCAUCGUCAGCGAGAAGGGAGAGGUGAAAGGCUUCCUCCGUGUGGCGGUGCAGGCGAUCUCAGCUGAUGAAGAGGCUCCGGAUUAUGGCUCGGGUGUCCGUCAGUCAGGGACUGCUAAAAUCUCCUUUGAUGACCAGCAUUUUGAAAAGUUCCAGUCUGAGUCCUGCCCUGUGGUAGGGAUGUCCCGCUCAGGGACCUCCCAGGAGGAGCUGCGAAUUGUAGAAGGCCAGGGUCAGGGUGCUGACUCCGGGCCCUCGGCCGAUGAGGUCAACAACAACACCUGCUCAGCCGUGACUCCUGAAGGCCUCCUAGACAGCCCUGAGAAGACUGCCCUGGAUGGGCCUCUGGACACAGCCCUGGACCACCUCCGCCUAGGCAGCACCUUCACCUUCCGUGUGACAGUCCUGCAGGCAUCCAGUAUCUCUGCUGAAUAUGCCGACAUCUUCUGCCAGUUCAACUUUAUCCACCGCCACGAUGAGGCCUUCUCCACUGAGCCCCUGAAGAACACUGGCAGGGGACCCCCUCUCGGCUUCUACCAUGUCCAAAAUAUUGCAGUAGAGGUGACCAAGUCCUUCAUCGAGUACAUCAAGAGCCAGCCCAUUGUGUUUGAGGUCUUCGGCCACUACCAGCAGCACCCAUUCCCACCUCUUUGCAAGGACGUGCUCAGCCCCCUGAGGCCCUCACGUCGCCACUUCCCCCGGGUCAUGCCGCUAUCCAAGCCAGUGCCUGCCACUAAGCUCAGUACGAUGACACGACCUUCCCCAGGUCCCUGCCACUGCAAGUACGACCUGCUGGUCUACUUCGAGAUCUGUGAGCUGGAAGCCAAUGGCGAUUACAUCCCCGCUGUGGUAGAUCACCGUGGCGGUAUGCCGUGCAUGGGGACCUUCCUUCUCCACCAGGGCAUCCAGAGACGGAUAACCGUGACGCUGUUGCAUGAGACAGGAAGUCACAUCCGCUGGAAGGAAGUGCGAGAGCUGGUUGUGGGUCGCAUCCGAAACACUCCAGAAACUGACGAAUCUCUGAUUGACCCCAACAUCUUGUCCCUCAACAUCCUCUCAUCCGGAUAUGUCCGCCCAGCCCAGGAUGACCGGCAGUUUCUUGAUUCGGACAUACCUAGGACCUUCUACCAGUUUGAGGCAGCCUGGGACAGCUCCAUGCAUAACUCUCUCCUGCUGAAUCGUGUCACCCCCUACCGGGAGAAAAUCUACAUGACCCUCUCUGCCUACAUUGAGAUGGAGAACUGCACCCAGCCAGCUGUCAUCACCAAGGACUUCUGUAUGGUUUUCUACUCUCGUGACGCCAAGCUGCCAGCCUCACGCUCCAUUCGCAACCUGUUUGGCAGUGGGAGCCUGAGGGCCACAGAAGGCAACCGUGUGACUGGUGUGUACGAGCUCAGCCUCUGCCACGUGGCAGAUGCAGGUAGCCCAGGAAUGCAGCGCCGUCGCCGGCGCGUGCUGGACACAUCGGUAGCCUACGUCCGGGGUGAGGAGAACCUGGCUGGCUGGAGGCCUCGGAGUGACAGCCUGAUCCUGGACCACCAGUGGGAGCUGGAAAAGCUGAGCCUGCUACAGGAGGUGGAGAAGACGCGGCACUACCUGCUCCUACGGGAGAAGCUGGAGACCACACAGCGCCCUGGCCCUGAGGCGCUGUCCCUAGCCUCCAGUGAGGACUCUGAGUCCCGCAGCUCCUCAGGCGCCUCGUCCCCACUGUCAGCCGAGGGUCAGCCGUCACCUCUGGAGGCCCCCAACGAGAGGCAGAGAGAACUGGCGGUCAAGUGCUUACGACUCCUCAUGCACACAUUCAACAGAGAGUACACCCACAGCCACGUCUGCGUCAGUGCCAGCGAGAGCAAGCUGUCUGAGAUGUCGGUCACCCUGAUGCGGGACCCGUCCAUGUCUCCUCUGGGUGCAGCUACGCUCACUCCCUCCUCCACUUGCCCCUCUCUGAUUGAAGGACGCUACGGUGCCGCUGACGUGAGGACCCCCCAGCCCUGCUCCCGGCCUGCCAGCCCAGAGCCCGAGCUCCUGCCAGAAAUCGAUUCCAAGAAGACUCCCUCCCCAGCUCGGGCAACAGAGGCGGACGAGGAGCCCCAGCGCCUGCUGGUCCCUGACAUCCAAGAGAUCCGAGUCAGCCCAAUCGUCUCCAAGAAGGGGUACUUGCACUUCCUGGAACCACACACAGCUGGCUGGGCCAAGCGCUUUGUCGUGGUGCGGCGCCCCUAUGCCUACAUGUACAACAGUGACAAGGACUCCGUGGAGAGAUUUGUGCUCAACCUCUCCACUGCCCAGGUGGAGUACAGCGAGGACCAGCAGGCCAUGCUGAAGACACCCAACACGUUUGCUGUGUGCACUGAGCACCGGGGCAUCCUGCUGCAGGCCAACAGUGACAAGGACAUGCACGACUGGCUGUAUGCCUUCAACCCACUCCUGGCUGGGACCAUCCGGUCCAAGCUUUCCCGAAGGAGAUCUGCACAGAUGCGGGUCUGAGCCGAAGCCUUCCGGACAUCCAGUGGCCCAGACCAGUCCCCUGUCCUUAUCAUCUGUCCUGUCAUCUGCCACUCAGCCCUUCCCCCGCCAGGGGACUCCUGCGCUGGGCCCAGCACCCCCACCUCUGGCGGGGGGCCUCUACCACACGAUGCAUUGUGCUCCCCAGAGGUUGUGCGUGUUGUUGUUUCUUCCAAAAUUGCUCUGGUGGGAAGUUCGGAAUGCCAGGAAGGUUAGAGGGCACAAGACCCAGGGUAUUGCCGCUGUUCUAAUAUUUUUUUAAGCAUAGACAGACUUAUAAUUAAUAUACAUUAGUGGUGUUGAAACAGUCCUCUGAGACAUUAACUAUAAGACUGUGUUCUGUUUAUAAGUAUUUAUUUCUAAUGCCUCCAGGUAGGGUUGUAAGAUUCAUGUGGAGCUCUCCCUGACACCCCAAGCCUAGGCCCUGAUGGUUCCCACAUAUGUCUCCAGUCUUCUGGGACCAGAUUUGGGGGGGGUUGUGAACAAGCCAUGGCUCCUCACAGCUGGCACAGGGAUGCUCCUCCCUGGCCAGUUUUAUCUGAGACACACCCAGCAGGUGUGUAUGUGAGGGGGUCUGCCGGUUCCGAGACUUAGGCAACUCAGAAGGUGCUGUGUGCUGCUUUUGAGGGAGCAGUUUCUAAGAUGGGUGGUGCAGGCAGCUUCAUUCCCAGAGUGGGAAGGAUCAGACAGGGUGUGUGGAGGAAGGGGUUCCAGCUGGGCUAUGUCUAGGCUGUCGGAUAAGGCGGCUGGGUUUGCACAGGGCUGUGGGUGGCAGGCACUGGUGUUCAGGAUGGGAUCUCUGAGUUUAGCCUUGGGUGUCGGUGUCGGUGAGAAAAGGGGUAAAUACAUAGCUCUGGGAAGGUUCUGUGAUCGGUGAUCCCUUACAAUCUGCCCAGCAAGCUUCUCUGAACGUCUCGGUAGGAGAACUCAGUGAGUGAUGCAUGUCCUUGUCAGGCAGAUGAGUAUGACCUCGUGGUAGUUUUGGCAAAGGGACUCUUCCUUUCUGCAUCUGGGGAAUUUCCAUAUCACAGGCCCAUUUAGAAAAUCAGAAACCAAACCUCAAGUCCCCAGCGCCCAUCAGGAGCGGUGACACUCAGCAUCUAGCUACCCCAGGCCUCUCCCUCCACCUUGACCAGCCCCUCCCCCCUCCAAUUGAGCCACUGGGUCUGAGCUCCCUCUCAGCCCAGGCUGUCUCCACAUGGCACUGACAUGACAUGGAUUCUCUCGAGGCGAUUCUUCACAGCAUCUCUACUGACUGGAAAGGCGUAGGAGAAGUUCUGGCUUCAAGGCCCCUUAGCAUUGUUAUCAAAGGCCCUGCCCUUCAUCCGGGCAUCAAGAUUCAGGGUGGUGGCAGGGCUCACACUGGCAGUAGUGUGUGCACCUGCCAGCCAGGGUGAGCCCUGUUGAAAGUGAGAAUUUGCCCAUCAUUGGGGUCAGGUGCCUUGGGGGUGGCCACCAUCAUGCCCGGCUGUCCUCAACCCCAGGACCUGAGGUAAUAAUAGUCCUUAGCCUCAGGUCUCAGGAAACCCUGUCUUUGAAAUGUAGGAUAAGACUUACUUCUAAGAAUCCAGAUCAAAAUGCCCACCCCAGACCAAAAUUAACCCAGAAACCAGGUGACCUGGGCUGUCUACUGUGGACCUUGGAGGCAGGAGGCUGAGGUACAGAGUGAAGAGAAGACAACCGUGUCCUUAGCAAGCUCAUCUGGCACUCAUGACUGAAAGAAGGGAAGGAACGGGCUGCUUAAAUCCCUUGGUUCCCAAGGGUCACAGCCACACAGCCCCCGGAAGGCAGAGAGGCAGCCAUGCUCGCUCAGGUCAGCCAACCUGAAGCUGAGGCCUUGGAAGAGUGCGGCUCCACCCAGCAUGUGGGUGUCUGAGGCCAGCCAACCUACAGAGCACCUGCGCCUGGGUCGGGCUGUAGAAAGGGUAGGCGCUCUCCCCCUCCGCACACACACACAUGGUCAGGGGCCAUUCCAGUUUGGCCCAGUGCUAUCCUGGCACUGUAGGAGCCAAGGUGGGCUCCCUGCUUUGGUGGGAGGUCCUGAGUCAGAACCUAGUAACCAGAACUGACUGAGCAAGAACUCCGUCCACAGCUCAGGAAACCUGAUUUCUUCCUGCCCUCUCUGUCCAAAACUUACCAUGUCAGCUAAAGGUCUUUCAUCCAGCAUAGAGACAGAGGGCUGAGUUGGAAACAGGGAUGGAGGGGGAGUCACCAGACAGAAGCAAGUCCUUCUAGCUGAGGCCUGUUUCCUGCUAAGGCCAGAGAGUGAGAUAGAUCCAGAAAGUCACUUCCACAGUUUGGUUUUGCUACUUGAUGCUGUCCAGGCUGUGACCUCAAUUUAGUUUGGGAUACUCAUCUUUCCUCGGGAGGGUGAGCUUGGGAAGAACCCAGCCCUGAGCUGGGUUCCUGUGGGACCCUGCUAAUUCCUGGAGAACACAUCUAAGACCUCCUGUCCUGCUCUAGGCAAUCAUACCAGUACCUUCGUCUCUCUCUCUCUCUCUCUCUCUCUCUCUCUCUCUCUCUCUCUCUCUCUCUCUCUCUCUCUCUCUCUCUCUCACACACACACACACACACACACACACACACACCAGCUGUUCUAAAUUGCCCUCCUCAUCUAUCCUGGUCCCUGGAAACCCCUGGAUAUCUUGGGAUUACUGAAUAUGGCCAAUGUUACAGAUGUGAACAAGGCUAAGGUGUUGAUCCUCUCUGCUCUGUGCAGCAUGGGGAUCUCACAAGACACAUUCCUUUUACUCCUGGGACUGGAACCAUGCAGUCCCUCAGGAUGGACAGAUGCUGGGGCUGACCCGAGCCUUCCCUUGAGCCUGGACCUCCUGUAGUUUGUCUGUACUGAGGGCCCUCCUGCAACUCAGAGGCUGUGUCCCUGACUUGUACAUAUGUGAUUGCUGUGGGCACCCCCUGGCCCCCGUGUCGUAACCAUCUGACGUAAUGACUAGUAUCCUGCUGUUUACACCUGAGUGUUAGCUGUAGGCUCCUGUACUGUUUGUAUGCACUUAGGGCUCUGUCAAAUUAAGAAAUAAACGUGGCUCUCAUGCAACACACAA